AUGACGUGGUACGACACACAGCUGCAACAACGGCAUGCAACACACAGCUGCAACAACAUGACAAGUAAAUUAAAGGAAUAUAACUGUGGCGAGGCUAACUGUAGCGAGGCUAACUGUGGCGAGGUUAACUGUGGCGAGGUUAACCGUGGCAAGGUUAACUGUGGCGAGGUUAACUGUAGCGAGGUUAACUGUGGCGAGGCUAACUGUGGCAAGGCUAACUGUGGCGAGGUUAACCGUGGCAAGGUUAACUGUGGCGAGGUUAACUGUAGCGAGGUUAACUGUGGCGAGGCUAACUGUGGCAAGGCUAACUGUGGCAGCCAGAUUAUGGAAUCUUACCAAGACCUCGGGGAGACGUGUGAUCCUACCGCAGAUGAGGCUAUUGUGGUAGUGAUGGGUGACGUCAGCAGAUGGUACUAA
This is a messenger RNA of Homarus americanus (American lobster), 417 nucleotides long. RefSeq lists its product as uncharacterized. The coding region runs from base 1 to 417 and encodes 138 amino acids. The transcript is spliced from 3 exons. The record is from RefSeq and is a predicted model, not a curated record. Lineage: Eukaryota; Metazoa; Arthropoda; Malacostraca; Decapoda; Nephropidae.